This is a messenger RNA of Alosa alosa (allis shad), 727 nucleotides long. Its product is annotated as protein max. The coding region runs from base 121 to 609 and encodes 162 amino acids. Gene Ontology annotation, molecular function: DNA-binding transcription factor activity; protein dimerization activity. The transcript is spliced from 5 exons. Lineage: Eukaryota; Metazoa; Chordata; Actinopteri; Clupeiformes; Clupeidae. Gene Ontology annotation, cellular component: RNA polymerase II transcription regulator complex. Gene Ontology annotation, biological process: positive regulation of transcription by RNA polymerase II. The record is from RefSeq and is a predicted model, not a curated record.
GUUCGUUGAUCUCGUUUCGCUUCUGCAGUGAGACUUUACUGUUCAUUUGGAAAAGGUUGCACCUAGCUACAUGUUGUUUUCGAGUCCUUGUUUCGUUUAGAUAAAGUAUUCCAUCGAAGGAUGAGCGAUAACGAUGACAUCGAGGUCGAUAGUGAUGAAGAAUCGCCGAGAUUUAACUCUGGGGCAGACAAACGGGCACAUCACAAUGCUCUGGAACGCAAGCGCAGGGACCACAUCAAAGACAGUUUUCACAGCCUGCGCGAUUCCGUCCCUGCCUUGCAAGGGGAAAAGGUUGGUAAACCUUCGGCAUCUCGAGCUCAGAUCCUAGACAAAGCCACAGAGUACAUCCAGUACAUGAGGCGGAAAAACCACACACACCAGCAGGAUAUUGACGACCUCAAGAGACAGAACGCCUUGUUGGAGCAGCAAGUCCGUGCACUGGAGAAGGUGAAGGGGCUGCAGGGCAGCUACAAUUCAUCGGACGGCAGCCGCUACACCAACGCCAAGGGCAGCACCGUGUCCGCGUUCGACGGCGGCUCUGGGUCCAGCUCCGAGUCCGAGCCUGAGGAGCCGCCCACACGAAAGAAGCUCCGCGCCGAGGCCAGCUAAAGACCCCUCACAUCCAGUGAGUGGAGGAGGAGGAGGAGGGGAUAAAAUGCCCCCUAUUGCUUUCUUCAGCCCCCGUCAAAUCCACCCCAGGCUCUCCACUCCGCUUCCAGCUCUGUCC